Molecule: messenger RNA, 498 nt
Organism: Zymoseptoria tritici IPO323
Lineage: Eukaryota; Fungi; Ascomycota; Dothideomycetes; Mycosphaerellales; Mycosphaerellaceae
Exons: 2
Coding region: 1-498 (165 amino acids)
Source: RefSeq, a predicted model, not a curated record
AUGUCGAAACCAACAGCGUCAUCAUCAGGCUCCGAUGCCGUCGAUGAGGACUCCAAGCUCUGUCCCAAAUGCAACUUGGUACAGCCGACGAGUCUGUUUGAGACUCUCUCCAAAAGCCGGAAGGCGAACAAGUACUGUCGAGAUUGUCAACCUCCCUCUUCUCGCCGCGUGAGCCGAGACCUGGCUCCGGCUCCUCCUUCACUUCGACAUCGCGACCGCUUCGGCGGCGCGCCCGACAACAUCCCAGACGAUUUCGUCGACCCGCCGACUGGAUGGGAUGUCUCGAACAUAAGCGUCCGCAUCACCGAAUUGGUGACGAUGGUCUGCGCCCGCACCGCCCUGUGGGUGACGAUGGUCUGCGUCCGCACCGCUGAAUGGGUGACGAUUCAGAUGGGGGAGGACGACGCAGGCGACAUGAUGGAGAUGCUUCAGCAUGAGUGGCAGUGGUAUGUGCUCGUGUUGGUCGCAGCGGUGGUCAUGGUACUUGUUUGGGGUUGA